Messenger RNA from Nicrophorus vespilloides, 1491 nucleotides. Its product is annotated as testis-specific serine/threonine-protein kinase 3-like. Gene Ontology annotation, biological process: intracellular signal transduction; protein phosphorylation; microtubule cytoskeleton organization. The coding region runs from base 289 to 1416 and encodes 375 amino acids. Gene Ontology annotation, molecular function: tau-protein kinase activity; ATP binding; protein serine/threonine kinase activity. The record is from RefSeq and is a predicted model, not a curated record. Gene Ontology annotation, cellular component: cytoplasm. The transcript is spliced from 5 exons. Lineage: Eukaryota; Metazoa; Arthropoda; Insecta; Coleoptera; Silphidae.
UUUAAUAAUGUAUAUCAUAUUUUGAUGAAACAUUGUUAAGAUUUUUGUCUUUUAAAUACUUAGAUAUUAAAAAAAUAGAUUCAAUUCUUAGUAUAUGUAUAUUAAAUAAAUCAUUUCUAAAAUCUGCCAGUUGACUUUUGAAUUGCAUUUUUAUUAUCAGAGAUUGCAGCUGUCCCUAAACAUCAUUUUCUGUCUUAAUUUCAUUUCCUAGGUCCGGUCUUUCAAAAUUCUUUGUAAAAUUCCAAAUGGGAAUGGUUUAUCACUAGGAUGACCACAUGAGGAAAAGGCAUGCCUUCACCGGUAAAUAGUAUACACCAGACACAUCACUCGCAUACGACGCAGAACACGGAAAGUCAAAAAGAUAGGAAAACAGUCCUCGAGACACAUGGCUACUUCUUGGGAAAGACGAUCGGGGCUGGAUCCUAUGCGACCGUGCGGUUUGUGUUCUUAUUUAUAAAUUUCAAGAUGGCACAUAGCGAAUUGCAUGGUGGAAAUGUAGCUAUAAAAAUUGUUAGCAAGUAUACAGCUCCUGAAGAUUAUCUCAAGAAAUUUUUGCCACGAGAAAUUGAAGUUGUAAAAGGAUUGAAACACCCGAAUCUUAUUCGAUUCCUGCAAGCUAUUGAAACUACACACAGAGUAUACAUAGUCAUGGAAUACGCAGAGAAUGGAAGCCUUUUAGAUAUAAUUAGGAAGGAGUCUUUCAUACAGGAGCAACGUGCUCGGAAGUGGUUCAGACAACUUGUCGAUGCAAUCGAGUAUUGUCACGAGAGAGGUGUAGUCCAUAGAGACAUCAAGUGUGAAAACCUGUUGAUGGAUAUCAACUACAAUAUUAAGGUAUCAGAUUUCGGCUUUGCACGAACGUACGUGAAGCACCAGAACGGACAUCCGGUCUUGAGCGAAACUUUCUGCGGAAGCUACGCUUAUGCUUCACCGGAGAUACUCAGAGGAAUCCCGUACCAGCCGCACCAAUCAGAUAUCUGGUCAAUGGGCGUGGUUUUGUAUGCCAUGGUUUUUGGACGUUUACCUUUCGAUGACACUAAUUAUUCUUUGCUUCUGAAGCAAGUGUCAAAUAAAGUUACGUUUCCUCGAGAUCCCAAAGCAUCCAGUGCAUGCAAAGCUUUGAUCAAUAAAAUUUUGGCACCUCUGAAAGUUAGAGCUCGAAUUUCCGGUAUAAGGACUGACGCCUGGUUCAACUACACUACAACAGACAAAGCAGGAAGUAGCAAGGAGGGAUCGGAGGUGUCUCAGAUUCGUGUCCCAAGUCGGGAUGCUAUAACCCUGGUAACAAAGAAACAACUAAAGGAUGAAGUGAAACGCAAGGAAAAGGCAAACGCUGCUGAAGAGGAGACCCAAAUUGCAACGCAAUCGCCGGAAACGCCGAAUAGAUCCGAAGAUAAAAUAAAAGACAAGAAAUAAAUGUUCGUUACAUUUCUAUAGGCGAAAUAUAUUUAUUAUAUAAAUGAAUGAUUUCAUCAUUAGGAUAUUUUUACA